UCCCUGAUCGAGCGUCUGCCGCCAGAUGUCCAAAAGACUGUCUUCUCGUACCUUGACUACGAAGCCCUCAUCCAUCUAUCCACCAUGAAUCGAUACUUUCAUCGGGUUCUAGAUCCUCAGAGGAUGGCCGACCCGGCAGACAAAGCACAGUUCAUCAUGAGGGCGGCGAAAGACUUCCCCCAGCAUCGCCCUAGCGAGAAGGGACAUGACUACAAGCCUGGGAACUUUGAGUGCUACGUUUGCUUCCGUGUGCGAUCGCCAGAGCAUUUUGACAUGCUGCAGCCCCAGUCCGUCUAUGUCGAUAUCCACGGCCAAAUCGUCCGUGACCGAGAGCCUGACACGCGGUCGGAUAGGCUCAUCAUGCUUCGACGAUUCUGCAUCUCGUGCGGCGUGGACACGGGCAUCCAUGCUCCGUUCGACUGUCUCACUACACGGACGGGGCGCGAUCUUUGGGUCUGCAGAUGUAGGAAAGUGUGGUCCAAGCCGCUCUGUCUUCGGUGCCCUGACUGCCAGGGAGACUGUCCUCUCCGGCCAAGAAGG
Trichoderma atroviride IMI 206040 is the source of this 540-nucleotide messenger RNA. NCBI's taxonomy places the organism in Eukaryota, Fungi, Ascomycota, Sordariomycetes, Hypocreales, Hypocreaceae. The record is from RefSeq and is a predicted model, not a curated record.